This is a messenger RNA of Cebus imitator (Panamanian white-faced capuchin), 1406 nucleotides long. Its product is annotated as ubiquitin-associated protein 2-like. Gene Ontology annotation, cellular component: nucleus; cytoplasm. Lineage: Eukaryota; Metazoa; Chordata; Mammalia; Primates; Cebidae. The coding region runs from base 1 to 591 and encodes 196 amino acids. The transcript has a single exon. The record is from RefSeq and is a predicted model, not a curated record.
AUGGCUAUGUAUAGAAAUGUUUAUAGACUCCCUCCAGCCUCAGCCAAGCAGCAUGGGGUGAACCUCAGUGCCCCAACACCUCCUUUCCAGCAGGCCAGUGGUUAUGGCCAGCAUGGCUACAGUACAGAUUAUGAUGACUUGACCCAAGGGACAGCAGCAGGAGACUACACCAAAGGUGGCUAUGGUGGACCAUCGCAGGCACCAAAGAAGUCUGCAGGUUCUGGACUUGGCAAAGGAGUAUCGGUGUCUUCAAGCACCACCGGUCUACCUGAUAUGACUGGUUCUGUCUACAAUAAUACCCAGACUUUUGACAAGCAGGGAUUUCAUGCAGGAACCCCUCCACCUUUCAGCCUGCCCUCCGCCUUGGGUUCCACUGGGCCCCUGGCCCCUGGAGCAGCCCCUGGCUAUGCACCCCCACCAUUCCUGCACAUCUUACCAGCCCACCAGCAGCCCUACUCACAGCUGCUGCACCAUCAUCUUCCGCAGGAUGCACAGAGUGGCUCGGGUCAGCCCAGGCAGCCCAGUUCCCUACAGCCCAAGUCUCAAGCCUCCAAACCUGCCUACGGCAACUCUCCAUACUGGACAAACUAAACCCGAAGAGAGGGGUGGGUUGGAGCAAGGCUUACCCUGGGCAGGAGAGAACACAUGAGCACAUAUAUGGGAGCCCAGUGCCCUUUCCUAGAAUUUGCAAGACUAACUGUGUCAGCCGUGCCUCUGUGGGGAGCCUGCCUCCCAGACUGGCUAUUGUAUGUAAUGUAUUUAUGUAUGUAUUUGUAAAUGUGAUAGAAGUCUAGGACAGUGGAGGGGAUGGCUGCAGAUGUUAGCCAGGUCUGCUCUCCCCAUUCAAGCCCCUUUUCUGCUGUAGCAAAAUAAGCCUCUCCACCCCAUCUGCCUUCAGGCCUUCUUCAUAGCUGCUGCUGCCCAGUGGGCCAUUGGGGCAGUCUCUGGAAGGCUGGUUCAAGGCCAUUUGGGUAUAGGGGUCAGGUACCAAUGAAGAAUCACGACUUAUCUCACUCCUUUGGAAACUAUUAUUUUAGUUUUCUUUCCUGUGUAAUUCAUACCUCUAUUUCUGAGAAACUGUUCCUUUUGUCAUCUGUCAUGGUCCCCUUCCACCAAAUCUUGGGAAUAGUAGUGAUAUCCCUCCACCCAACACAAAUAUGGGCACCUGUUUUUCUUCAUAUAUAACAGGGGCUUCUGGUCUGGUCAUAUCCCUAGAGACUUACUAGAGACUGGCUGACCAUUUUAAAAAUAAUAAUCAUCUGAGUUGUUCAGCCAUUCAGCUCCCCUUUAAAAAUCAAAGAUAUGUCCAAGCAACGCAUCUCUCUUCCAGUUGUCUUGAACCAGGUGGGAAGCUGUUUCAGGGGUUUUCUCUUGCCCAAUCCCCACCUAAUAAAGUUCUGAGAGCA